This is a messenger RNA of Nannospalax galili (Upper Galilee mountains blind mole rat), 1054 nucleotides long. RefSeq names its product ras homolog family member D (gene Rhod). The transcript has 5 exons. Gene Ontology annotation, molecular function: GTPase activity; GTP binding. The record is from RefSeq and is a predicted model, not a curated record. Lineage: Eukaryota; Metazoa; Chordata; Mammalia; Rodentia; Spalacidae. Bases 24 to 656 code for a protein of 210 amino acids. Gene Ontology annotation, biological process: cell migration; small GTPase-mediated signal transduction.
CGCACUUCGCCCGCCGGCCCGGGAUGAAGGCGGCCCAGGCUGCGGGUCCGGAGGCGCCGCCCGGUGGGCUCUCGGUCAAGGUGGUCUUGGUGGGCGACGGGGGCUGCGGGAAGACGUCGUUGAUGAUGGUCUUCGCCGACGGGGCCUUCCCAGAGAGCUACAGCCCCACGGUGUUUGAGCGGUACCAUGUCAGUCUGCAAAUGAAGGGUAAACCUGUGCACCUCCAAAUCUGGGAUACAGCAGGGCAAGAUGACUAUGACCGCCUUCGGCCGCUCUUCUACCCUGAUGCUGGUGUGCUGCUCCUCUGCUUCGAUGUAACCAGUCCAAACAGCUUUGACAACGUCUGUAACCGGUGGUACCCAGAGGUGACACACUUCUGCAAGCGAGUACCCAUUAUCGUCGUGGGCUGCAAGACUGACCUUCGCAAAGACAAGGUGCUGGUGAACAAGCUGCGGAGGAACGGGCUGGAGCCCGUGACCUACCACAUGGGCCAGGAUAUGGCAAGGUCCGUGGGUGCAGUGGCCUACCUUGAGUGCUCAGCGCGGCUCCAGGACAACGUCCAAGCCGUCUUCCAAGAGGCAGCGAAGGUGGCACUCAGCAGUCGUAGGCGCAACUUCUGGAGGCGGAUUACCCGGAAUUUUUGUGUGGUGACCUGACUGACUUGGGACCCAACCUGCCUCCCACUUUCACCAGCUGGAGAAAAACCUAGGAGCUGACCUUCUACUCUGUUGGCUGGGCUGGACCCAGUCUCCAGGCCAGGCUGGGCAAAACCCACAGAUGGGCUCCACAGAGGCUGGCCCUGGGGCCUGGGAACCCUGGACUGAGGAAGGGGGUUCCCAGGUCUCCAGCCCUGGAGCCAUUAAUAGACACCUAGUGCCCUAUGCUGGACAGGCAUCCUGAGGGGGCUGUGCAACCUGGUUUGGUGCCACCUUGUGGCUAUUCCCAGGGGACCUGGAGUUGUUGGGACCAUCCUUUCAGAACCUACACCCUUCCCCUCCCCUUUCCCCCACUCAUCCCAUUGGUAAGUGUAACAACUAAAAUUGACAACACUUGU